Molecule: messenger RNA, 2718 nt
Organism: Anneissia japonica
Lineage: Eukaryota; Metazoa; Echinodermata; Crinoidea; Comatulida; Comatulidae
Product: AMP deaminase 2-like
Exons: 17
Coding region: 251-2548 (765 amino acids)
Biological process (GO): IMP salvage; AMP metabolic process
Cellular component (GO): cytosol
Molecular function (GO): AMP deaminase activity
Source: RefSeq, a predicted model, not a curated record
CCCCUCCCCACUCCCAGCUUAAAAAGGUUGAAUACCAGGCCGGGCUCCUCUUAAUGCUCUGACACACGUACACGAUCAGUUCCCUCUCCGGCGCCACCAAAGUUCAUCUUCCCACAAAGGGGAAGGAUAGAGUUCACGCUAUAUUAGUGUUUUGACUCUGGUGUUGUUUAUUUAUCAGACCAUCGUCAGACUGAGGCUCGUAAAAUUUCAAGCAACUGAUCGAGUUAUUAAGAGCUGAUAAGUGUUUAAAAUGGAACAGAUAGCUAAUGGACUGCACAUGUCGGAUACAGUUGAUGCAAGCAGCCAGAAUUUGCGGUCGAAUCUGCGGUUAGGCCUAGAUACUGAAUGUGACGAAGUAGCUGGAGAAGAGCGGUCUGAAGGUACAAGUCCAUCAACAUUUUCUCCAUCCCGCAAAGGAACCUUUCUCAAAAAACAACAUACCCUAAAGGACCAAGAGUAUGCAGAGAUUGCACGCCAAGUGUUUGAGAACAGCCGUGUGGAGGAAUCAAGAUGCGCAAACUAUGAAUUCCCGGAAGAAAUUCCAAUCGAAAAUCAACAGGAGAUUAAGACAGCUGUGCAGCGCCACCUUAAUUAUGCGAGUGCUACAGUGAAAGCAUCGCGGGUCUUCUGUACUUGCUCACGUGAAACUAUGAUUAAGAAUGAUAAAAGCAGUGAUCAUUUUUUGACUUCUUGCUGUUGUUUUAUCCCUCAUCUACCAAGACGUCCAAGAAAAAGAACACGCUCUCAUACCGUGGAUGCGGAUUCAGAGGACGCUGCACUGCCCGUACCGGAACCGGCUCAACUCACGCGAAGUGAUGAGAACAUGCAGAUUCACAAACAGAUAGAUAUGGAUUUCCAACGUGUCUCAAUAAGUGGUGAAGAUACUAGUGGGGUGCCAGUCGAUGACCUUAGAGAUGCCUCUAGUCUCCUGGUCCAAGCUUUACUGAUUCGUGAGAAGUACAUGAAGCUGAAUUUGCAAUCAUUUCCAAAAACUACUAAACGAUUCUUACGCACUGUAGAUGAUGAACCGUUAGACGAGGAGGACACUACAAGCCAUGAUGAUGAAGUGGUUUACGUAUGCUUUCCCUUGUCACCACGCCGAAAAGAUCACCCAAUCCAUCCACCCGCUACCAAGGGGAAUCCAUUUCAGAACCCGAUCUUGUCCGAAAUCUGCUGCGAACUGAAGAUGGUAGAGGGAGUUGUCCAAGUGUUUGAGUCUGCGAGUUGUUCAGAACAACAAGAAGUUAUCAACCUUCCGCAACCAGAUCGUGAAUCUUUCUUGGCGGAUAUGAACAUCUUGAUGGCCCUUAUUGCUAAUGGACCAAUUAAAUCAUUUGCAUAUCGACGUCUAUCCUACCUGUCCUCGCGUUUCCAGUUACAUAGUCUGCUGAAUGAGAUGAAGGAGCUGGCUGCACAGAAGACUGUACCACAUCGUGACUUCUACAAUAUUCGCAAGGUUGAUACCCACGUGCACGCUGCAUCAUGCAUGAACCAGAAACAUCUGCUUCGAUUCAUCAAGAAAAUGAUCAAACAGGACUCUGAAAAGUUUGUCUAUUUUGAUAAAAAGGAAAAGAGGAUGAUGACAUUGAAAGAGGUGUUUGAUAGUCUGGGUCUCACUGCCUAUGAUAUCAACAUUGACACCCUUGAUGUCCAUGCUGAUCGCAAUACAUUUCAUCGCUUUGAUAAGUUCAACUCCAAGUACAAUCCUGUAGGGGAGAGUAAAUUACGUGAGAUCUUCAUCAAGACGGAUAAUUAUAUGAAUGGAGAGUACUUCGCCCGAAUUAUCAAAGAAGUAGGAGCAGAUUUAGAAGAGUCUAAAUAUCAGAAUGCUGAAUACCGAUUAUCUAUCUACGGAAGGAACUCAGAUGAAUGGGAUCAGCUAGCAAAAUGGGCUGUCAGUCAUCAAGUGUACUCGGACAAUAUUCGCUGGCUCGUCCAGAUCCCUCGACUCUUUGACAUCUACCGCUCUAACGGAAUACUAAGUAACUUUGGAGAGAUGUUGACUAACAUUUUUAUGCCACUGUUUGAAGUCACCAAGGACCCAAGUUCACACCCUGAACUACAUCAGUUUCUUCAGUUUUUGACUGGUUUUGAUAGUGUUGAUGAUGAAUCCAAACCAGAAGACAUAGUGUUCACAAUGGACAGCCCAACGCCAGAGAAGUGGGAAGCUACUGAGAAUCCACCCUAUGCAUAUUACCUGUAUUACAUGUACUCAAAUCUAGUGGUUUUAAACCACUUCAGGCAAGAAAGAGGUCUCAACACAUUUGUACUUCGACCUCAUUGUGGUGAAGCCGGGCCAGUGCACCACCUUGUGUCAGGGUUCAUGCUUGCUGAGAACAUAUCUCAUGGCUUGCUACUUAGAAAGGCACCUGUGUUACAAUACCUUUACUACUUAGCUCAAGUUGGAAUUGCCAUGUCACCACUUAGCAACAACUCACUGUUCUUGAACUACCAUCGUAACCCUCUUCCUGAGUUUCUGGCACGUGGUCUGGUCGUGUCACUCUCGACCGACGAUCCUUUACAGUUCCACUUUACUAAGGUAAGUUAGAAUGUAGAUCAAAAUUUUCUUUCUCAAUGGCAGCCUUGCUUUCACUAAUUCUACCACCACCAUAUGCUUCCAAACAAUAUAGAUCAUCCAAAUAAUUUACGGUAACACAAAAAUUCCAGUCAAUACCUGUCAGAGACAAAACAGUAUUUAAUGUCUGCCAACAUUGAAUG